CCCAGCCCUGAGCGCGUUCCCGCAUCCCCGCGCACGCCCAGCCCCAAGCGCUCAGACCUCCGCUGCCGCUGCCAGCGCAGGAGAGGACAGCGUCCCGCCCGCCGCAACCCGGCGCGUAGCCAGGGAUCCAUCUCCGCCGCCCGCAGCAUCGUCCUCCUCUCUCCUCUUCUCUCUCUCCUCUUUCCCGUCUCUCUCUCUCUCUCUCUCUCUCUCUCUCUCUCUCUCUCUCUCUCUCUCUCUCUCUUUCUGUCGCUCGUUCACCCAGACCCUGGCUGGUCACCCUCGUCCCCAGAGUCGGCGUCCCCACCCUCUCCACCCGGACCUGCAUCCCGGCGGCCGGCGAGGGGCCGCGCAUCCGGCUGGAGAUGCGAAUCCUGCCGCGCUUCCUCACGGGCGUCCAGCUGCUCUGCGUGUGUCGCCUGGAUUGGGCUUAUGGAUACUACAGGCAACAGAGAAAACUUGUUGAAGAGAUUGGCUGGUCCUAUACAGGAGCACUGAAUCAAAAAAAUUGGGGCAAGAAAUAUCCAACAUGUAAUAGCCCAAAGCAGUCUCCUAUUAAUAUUGAUGAAGAUCUUACACAAGUGAAUGUGAAUCUUAAGAAACUGAAAUUUCAGGGUUGGGAAAAAGUGUCUUUGGAAAACACAUUCAUCCACAACACUGGGAAAACAGUGGAAAUUAAUCUCACUAAUGACUACCAUCUCAGUGGAGGACUUUCAGAAAUCAUGUUCAAGGCGAACAAAAUCACAUUUCACUGGGGAAAAUGUAACAUGUCAUCUGAUGGGUCUGAGCACAGUUUAGAAGGACAGAAGUUCCCCCUGGAGAUGCAAAUCUACUGCUUUGAUGCGGACCAAUUUUCCAGUUUUGAGGAAGCAGUUAAAGGAAAAGGGAGGUUAAGAGCUUUAUCCAUUUUAUUUGAGGUUGGAAUAGAAGACAAUUUGGAGUACAAAGCAAUUACUGAUGGAAUAGAGAGUGUUAGUCGUUUUGGGAAGCAGGCUGCCUUAGACCCAUUCAUCUUGCUGAACCUUCUGCCGAACUCAACUGACAAGUAUUACAUUUACAAUGGUUCAUUGACAUCCCCUCCCUGCACAGACAGUGUUGAAUGGAUUGUUUUCAAGGAUACUGUUAGCAUCUCUGAAAGCCAGCUGGCUGUAUUUUGUGAAGUUCUUACAAUGCAACAGUCUGGGUAUGUCAUGUUGAUGGAUUACUUGCAGAACAAUUUUCGAGAACAACAGUACAAGUUCUCUAGGCAGGUGUUUUCCUCGUACACUGGAAAGGAAGAGAUUCAUGAAGCAGUGUGUAGUUCAGAACCGGAAAAUGUGCAGGCCGACCCUGAAAACUAUACCAGCCUUCUUGUGACGUGGGAAAGACCUCGAGUCGUUUAUGACACCAUGAUUGAGAAGUUUGCAGUUCUGUACCAGCAGCUGGAGGGAGAAGACCAAACCAAGCGUGAAUUUUUAACAGAUGGCUAUCAAGACUUGGGUGCUAUUCUCAAUAAUUUACUACCUAAUAUGAGUUAUGUUCUUCAAAUAGUGGCCAUCUGCACUAAUGGCUUAUAUGGGAAAUAUAGUGACCAACUGGUAGUCGACAUGCCUACUGAUGUUGCUGGACUUGACCUAUUUCCUGAAUUAAUUGGGACUGAAGAAAUAAUCAAGGAAGAAGAAGAAGAAGAAGGAAAAGACAACGAGGAAAGCACUGUUCUGAAUCCUAGUCGAGACAGUGCCACAAACCAGAUAAGGAAAAAGGAAUCCCAGGUUUCUACCACUACUCACUAUAAUCGCAUAGAGACUAAAUACGAUGAAGCAGAGACUAAUCGAUCUCCAACAAGAGGAAGUGAAUUCUCUGGAAAGGGUGAUGUUCUCAACACAUCUCUGAAUUCUACUUCCCAACAAGUUGUUGAAUUAGAUGUAGACAAAGGACUUUCAUUGCCUUCUCAGACUGGGACAGAAUUGCCAACACUCACUAUGGAAGGUACAUCAGCUUCUUUAAACGAUGGCUCUAAAACUCUCCUUGUAUUUCCACAGAUGAACUUGUCUGGGACUGCAGAAUCUUUAAACAUGGUUACUAUAACAGAAUACCAAGAGCUGUCUACUGACAUCAGUGAGGAAGAAAACUUACUGACUAAUUUCAGGCUGGAUACAGGAGCUGAUGAUUCUUCGGGUUCCAGCCCUGCAACCUCUACUCUCCCUUUCUUCUCUGAUAAUAUAUCCCAUGGAUAUACAUCAACUUCGGAAACCCCUGAGGCAAUUACACACAACAUCUUUAAGCCAGAAUCUGCCAGAAAUGCUUCAGAAGAUUCAGCUUCGUCAGGUUCAGAAGAAUCCCUGAAGGAUCCUUCUUUCGAUGGGAGUGUGUGGUUUCCAAGCUCCACAGAUGUGACAACACUAUCCGAGGUUGGAUCCGGUAGAGAGAGCUUUCUCCAGAUUAACUCCACUGACAUACAGAUUGAUGGAUCCAGGGAGACAACUGAGUCCUUUUCUGCAGGUGCCAUGGUGUCCCAGGGCCCCUCAGUCACAGAUAUGGAAAUGCCACAUUAUUCUACCUUUGCCUACCUCCCAACUGAAGUAACACCUCACGCUUUCACCCCUUCCUCUGGACCACACCAUUUGGCUCCCACCAUCAGUGUGCUCCACUCACAGACAACUCAACCGGUAUACAAUGGUGAGACACCUCUUCAACCUCCCUACAGUAGUGAAGUCUUUCCUCUAGUCAUCCCUUUGUUGCUUGACAAUCAGACCCUCAACUCUACCCCUGCUGCUUCAAGUAGUGAUUCGGCCUUGCAUGCUACGCCUGUAUUUCCCAGUGUCGAUGUGUCAUUUGAAUCCAUCCUGUCUUCCUAUGAUGGUGCACCUUUGCUUCCAUUUUCCUCUGCUUCCUUCAGUAGUGAAUUGUUUCGCCAUCUGCAUACAGUUUCUCAAAUCCUUCCACAAGUUUCUUCAGCUGCUGAGAGGGAUAAGCUAUCCUUGCAUGCUUCUCUGCCGGUGGCUGGGGGUGAUUUGCUAUUAGAACCCAGCCUUGCUCAGUAUUCUGAUGUGGUGUUGCAUCAGACCACUACUCAUGCUGCUCCAGAGACAUUGGAAUUUGCUAGUGAAUCUGGUGUCCUUUAUAAAACGCUUAUGGUUUCUCAAGUUGAAACACCCAGCAGCGAUGUUAUGAUGCAUGCAUAUUCUUCAGGGCCUGAAUCUUCUUAUGCCUUACCUGAUAAUGAGGGCUCUCAACAUGUCUUCAGUGUUCCUUACAGUUCUGCGAUACUUAUGCAUGAGUCUGUCGAUGUAUCUGAUCAGGGGUCCUUACUUAGUAGUCGUAGCCAUAUACCAAUGCUUAAGUCCUCAUUCAUAACUCCAACUGUAUCAUUACUGCAGCCUACUCAUGCCCUUUCUGGUGAUGGGGAGUGGUCUGGAGCCUCCUCUGAUAUUGAAUUGCUUUUACCUGACACAGAUGGGCUGACAGCUCUUAACAUUUCUUCACCUGUUUCUGUAGCUGAAUUUACAUAUACAACGUCUGUGUUUGGUGAUGAUGAUAAGGCACUUUCUAAAAGUGAAAUAUAUGGAAAUGAGACUGAACUGAAAAUUUCUUCUUUCAGUGAGAUGGCUUACCGUUCUGAAAGCACAGUCAUGCCCAAGAUAUAUGAUACUGUAAAUAAGUUGAAUGCUUCUUUACAAGAAGCCUCUGUUUCCAUUUCUAGCAUAAAUGGUAUGUUUCUGGGGUCUCUUGAUUAUCCUAUCACUAAGGCUUUUGAUCAUGAGAUUAGUCAAGUUCCAGAAAAUAACUUCCCAGUUCAACCUACACACACUGUAUCUCAAGCAUUUGGUGACACUUGGCUUAAACCUGUGCUUGGCACACACUCAGAGCCAGCAUCCUCCGAUCCUGCUUCUGGUGAAGUGUUACCUCCUUCAACACAGCUCUUGUUCUAUGAGGCUUCAUAUCCUCUUAAUACUGAAGUAUCACUGCAACCUUCCUUUCAGCCUUCUGACGUUGACACCUUGCUUAAAACUGCUCUUCCACUUGUGCCUAGUGGUCCAAUAUUGGUUGAAACCCCCAAGGUUGAACAAAUUAGUUCUACAAUAUUGCAUCUUUUGGCAUCAGAUUUUGCUCCAAGUGAAAACGUGCUGCACUCUACAUCUGUACCGGUUUUUGAUGUAUCACCUUCUAACACACACUCCUCUUCACUUCAAGGUUUAACAAUUUCUUAUGCAAGUGAGAAAUAUUUUGAACAAGAUUUGCUUAAAAGUAAGAGUUCCCAGCAAGUGCUACCUUCUUUGUACAGUAAUGAUGAGUUGCUCCAAACUGCAUCUUUGGACAUUAGCCAGGCCUUUCCUCCAAAAGGAAAGCAUGCAUUUGCUACGCCUGUUAUCUCAAUCGAUGAAGCCCCCAAUACACCUGUAAAUAGGCAUGUAUAUUCUGAGGAAAUUUCCAUGCUUACUGAAAGUUCUAUUGCUGAUGAGGUAUUUGCUGGCAUCCGAACUGUGGUUUCUGAUGCACUUGUACCUACUGACCAUUUUGUUCCUUUAGGAAAUGGGGUCAUGACAACUGUUUCUCUCAACAGAGGUGGUUUUGUGACCACAACCACGUUGCCACUUCCUUCUGAAGUUACUUCUAUGCCGACUCAUACUGCCAGAUCUGAUGCUGAUUUAGUGGGUGGUGGUGAAGAUGGUGAUGAUUAUGAUGAUGAUGAUUAUUAUGAUGACAGAGAUAGUGAUAGUUUAUCCAGGAGUAAGUGCAUGUCAUGUUCAUCCUAUAGAGAAUCACAGGAAAAGGUAAAGAAUGAUUCAGACACCCAGGAAAACAGUCCUGUGGAUCACAGCGACACAAUUUUACAUUCACUAUCUGAGACUUCAGAAGAACAAAACAAAGGCAUGGGUAUAACUACUAAGGACAAAAGUCCUGAUCAGUCACCACCAACAAACAUGCUAACGCAGAAUCACAGUAACGGAAAAGAGAGCAGUGAUGUUCAGACUGGUGGUGCUCUCGUUCCUGUCACCUCAGACUCUAAAGCAUGGGCUGUUUUGACAAGUGAUGAAGAGAGUGGGUCCGGGCAAGGCACCUCAGAUAGCCUUAAUGAUAAUGAGACUUCCACAGAUUUCAGUUUUCCAGAUGUUAAUGAAAGAGAUGCUGGUGGUUUCCUGGAAGCAAGUGACUCAGGCAUAGCUCCUGGAUCUCCACAGUCCUCAACACCAUCUGUGACUAGAGGACACUCAGAAGUAUCCAACAAUUCAGAGGCAGAGGCCAGUAAUAGUAGCCAUGAGUCUCGUAUUGGUCUAGCUGAGGGGCUGGAAUCUGAGAAGAAGGCAGUCGUGCCCCUGGUGAUCGUGUCAGCCCUGACUUUUAUCUGUCUAGUGGUUCUUGUGGGUAUCCUUAUCUACUGGAGAAAGUGCUUCCAGACUGCCCACUUCUAUUUAGAGGAUAAUACAUCCCCCAGAGUAAUAUCUACACCACCAGCACCCAUCUUUCCAAUUUCAGAUGAUGUUGGAGCAAUUCCAAUAAAGCACUUUCCAAAGCAUGUUGCAGAUUUACAUGCAAGUAAUGGGUUUACCGAAGAAUUUGAGACACUGAAAGAGUUUUAUCAGGAAGUGCAGAGCUGUACUGUUGACUUAGGUAUCACAGCAGACAGCUCCAAUCACCCAGACAACAAGCACAAGAACAGAUAUGUGAACAUCGUUGCCUAUGAUCAUAGUAGGGUUAAGCUCACACAACUUGCUGAAAAAGAUGGAAAACUCACUGAUUACAUCAAUGCCAAUUACGUUGAUGGCUACAACAGACCAAAGGCUUACAUUGCUGCCCAGGGCCCUCUAAAAUCCACAGCAGAAGACUUCUGGAGAAUGAUAUGGGAGCAUAACGUGGAAGUUAUCGUUAUGAUAACAAACCUCGUGGAGAAAGGAAGAAGAAAAUGUGACCAGUACUGGCCUACUGAUGGUAGUGAAGAAUAUGGGAACUUUCUAGUCAAUCAGAAGAAUGUUCAAGUGCUUGCCUACUAUACUGUGAGGAAUUUUACUCUAAGAAACACAAAGAUUAAAAAGGGCUCCCAAAAAGGAAGAUCCAGUGGGCGCCUGGUCACACAGUACCACUACACUCAGUGGCCAGACAUGGGUGUUCCAGAAUACUCACUGCCUGUGCUCACCUUUGUGAGAAAGGCAGCCCAUGCCAAGCGUCACGCGGUGGGGCCCGUUGUCGUCCACUGCAGUGCUGGCGUGGGAAGAACAGGCACAUAUAUUGUGCUCGACAGCAUGUUGCAGCAAAUUCAACAUGAAGGAACUGUCAACAUAUUUGGCUUCUUAAAACAUAUUCGUUCGCAAAGAAAUUAUUUGGUGCAAACUGAGGAGCAGUAUGUCUUUAUUCAUGAUACACUGGUUGAAGCCAUACUCGGUAAGGAGACCGAGGUGCCAGACAGCCACAUUCACUCCUAUGUUAAUACGCUCCUCAUACCUGGACCAACAGGCAAAACGAAGCUAGAGAAACAAUUCCAGCUCCUGGGUCAGUCAAAUAUCCAGCAGAGCGACUAUUCUACAGCCCUGAAGCAAUGCAACAGGGAGAAGAACAGAACUUCCUCCAUCAUCCCUGUGGAAAGAUCAAGGGUGGGCAUUUCGUCCCUGAGUGGGGAAGGCACCGACUACAUCAAUGCAUCCUAUAUCAUGGGUUAUUAUCAGAGCAAUGAAUUCAUCAUUACCCAGCAUCCCCUUCUCCAUACCAUCAAGGACUUCUGGAGAAUGAUAUGGGAUCAUAAUGCCCAGUUGGUGGUUAUGAUUCCAGAUGGUCAAAAUAUGGCAGAAGAUGAAUUUGUUUACUGGCCAAAUAAAGAUGAGCCCAUAAACUGUGAGAGCUUCAAGGUCACUCUCAUGGCUGAAGAACACAAAUGCCUGUCUAAUGAGGAAAAGCUUAUAAUUCAAGACUUCAUUCUAGAAGCAACACAGGAUGAUUAUGUGCUGGAGGUGAGGCAUUUUCAGUGUCCCAAAUGGCCAAAUCCUGAUAGUCCCAUUAGUAAAACCUUUGAACUUAUAAGUAUUAUCAAAGAAGAAGCUGCCAACAGGGAUGGGCCCAUGAUUGUCCAUGAUGAGCACGGAGGAGUGACGGCAGGAACUUUCUGUGCUCUGACAACCCUUAUGCACCAACUAGAAAAAGAAAAUUCCAUGGAUGUUUAUCAAGUAGCCAAGAUGAUCAAUUUGAUGAGGCCAGGAGUCUUUACAGACAUUGAACAGUAUCAGUUUCUCUACAAAGUGGUCCUCAGUCUUGUCAGCACAAGGCAGGAAGAAAAUCCAUCCACCUCUCUAGACAGUAAUGGCGCAGCUUUGCCAGAUGGAAAUAUUGCUGAGAGCCUGGAGUCUUUAGUUUAACACAGAAAGUUUGGGGGGGCAGCCCCCAUCUAAGCGUUGUUCACCUCUUCCUAAAAUUAAAAGAAUGCAUACAGUUCUGUUAUCUGUUUACUUCCCCAUCAACUGACGGUAACUUUCAUUCUGCUGCCAAAUUUACACCAUUAACAACGUGUGCCUUUUUGAAAGACUUCUUGUAAUUCACUUGUGAUGUUUGAACUAAAAUGAUUGAAUUUUACAGUAUUUCUAAGAAUCGAAUUGUGGUAAAUUUUUUCCAUAUUGAUUUUAACAGAAAAUUUCAAUUUAUAGAUACUAGGAAUUCCCAAUCAUAGAAAAUGUUUCUUUUUAGUGUCAGAUUUUUAGCUGUAUUUGUACCAAUCAUCAGAUUUGCUAGAAAUAUAACUUUUAAUAUAGUAGACUCUAAAUAAACCACUUUGUUCCCAAUGAUAUUCAAUACUUAUAACUGCAGUAUUCAUCCAAAGUAGGCGUAAUCUGAUAACUUACUGUAAAUACUGCUCUUGUGUCUCCAUGGACCAAAUUUAUAUUUAUAAUUGUAGAUUUUUAUAUUUUACUACUGAGUGAGUUUUCUAGUUCUGUGUAAUUGUUUAGUUUAAUGAUGUGGCUUAUUCUCUGGUCUUACUCUGUAAGUCUUCUAACAUUGUAUUGUAUAAUCUAAGGAAUUAACUUUGUUUCAGCAUGUCAUUUUAACUUUUGUGGAAAAUAGAAAAAAAUUAUUUG
Messenger RNA from Nannospalax galili (Upper Galilee mountains blind mole rat), 8039 nucleotides. RefSeq names its product protein tyrosine phosphatase receptor type Z1 (gene Ptprz1). Bases 366 to 7325 code for a protein of 2319 amino acids. The transcript has 30 exons. Gene Ontology annotation, biological process: peptidyl-tyrosine dephosphorylation. Gene Ontology annotation, molecular function: protein binding; protein tyrosine phosphatase activity. The record is from RefSeq and is a predicted model, not a curated record. NCBI's taxonomy places the organism in Eukaryota, Metazoa, Chordata, Mammalia, Rodentia, Spalacidae.